Fukomys damarensis (Damara mole-rat) is the source of this 3299-nucleotide messenger RNA. RefSeq names its product zinc finger protein 148 (gene Znf148). The record is from RefSeq and is a predicted model, not a curated record. Bases 891 to 3275 code for a protein of 794 amino acids. Gene Ontology annotation, molecular function: RNA polymerase II cis-regulatory region sequence-specific DNA binding; DNA-binding transcription factor activity, RNA polymerase II-specific. Lineage: Eukaryota; Metazoa; Chordata; Mammalia; Rodentia; Bathyergidae. Gene Ontology annotation, biological process: regulation of DNA-templated transcription. The transcript has 10 exons.
GGGUGUGAGGAGGCCGGGCGGACGCCGCUCUCUGUCCGCCGAGCCUGGUGCAGUGCUUUCUGCGCCGCAGGCCUCAGUCGCGGCUGCUGCCCCAGUGUGCUCUUCGGGAGCAGGGAAGGGCAGGGGAUGGGGAGAGGGAACGCCUGCAGGAAGCCGGUGGGAUCGCGAGAGGGGGAGAGGAUGGGGACGCAGCCGGGGAGGUGGAGGAAUGCAGGGGUGGCCCUAGAGGAGUCUUGAGAUUUCCGAGGGGUGUUCAUUGUGCAGCUACGUUAGGUAUUUCAUUAUGGGAAGAAGUGGAGCGUUUCCGAGGCAAGGGAAGAAGGGAUACAGGAGUUUUCCUUGAAUAGAAAGGAAAGCGUUUGAAGCCAGGAGGAGUGCUAAAUAUUAGAGAAGAUCAGGGAAUGCAUAAUAGAAUAGACAGAUGUGGCAUAAUUAAUAAACGCUGGCCCAAGGACUAAAGAGUUAUUCCAGAUGGGCCAGGACGGCCUCGUUCCGAACCUGUCUGGGCUCUUCAGUAGAUGACGUCUGGACAUAGGGGAGGAAUCAGCAUCUUGGAAAUUCAGUCAAGUGAUCUGGCGGGAUGGGCAUUUGCCUGGCAGAUUUUAUAGAGGAAUUGGAUGGCAUAAAUGAUUAAGGUGGUAUUGAGGGUUUCUGAAGCCUGAGAAAGGUAGAAACUCAACCAUGAUUUCUUUUUCAACUCUACAGCCUUCCCUUCCUUGAAGUCUUCAUUUUACCUUAGUCUCAGUAACUUGUUCUCUUACAUUUCCUGUAUUCUAAAUGCUCAAAACUUUAAAAGGCAUGGGUAAUGGUGUAUGUGACAGUAGCCACUGCAGCUGCAACAAAGACUCUUGGUGAAGGGUGCCUCUGUAUAUGGGCAGUUAUACUUAAGCAUGAACAUUGACGACAAACUGGAAGGAUUGUUUCUUAAAUGUGGCGGCAUAGACGAAAUGCAGUCUUCCAGGGCAAUGGUUGUAAUGGGUGGAGUGUCUGGCCAGUCUACUGUUUCUGGAGAACUGCAGGAGUCAGUACUUCAAGAUCGAAGUCUGCCUCACCAGGAGAUCCUUGCUGCAGAUGAAGUGUUACAAGAGAGUGAGAUGAGACAGCAGGACAUGAUAUCACAUGAUGAACUCAUGGUCCAUGAGGAGACGGUGAAAAAUGAUGAAGAACAGAUGGAGGCACAUGAAAGACUUCCUCAAGGACUACAGUAUGCACUUAAUGUCCCUAUAAGUGUAAAGCAGGAAAUUACUUUUACUGAUGUAUCUGAGCAGCUGAUGAGAGACAAAAAACAAAUCAGAGAGCCAGUAGACUUACAGAAAAAGAAGAAGCGGAAACAACGUUCUCCUGCAAAAAUCCUUACAAUAAAUGAGGAUGGAUCACUUGGUUUGAAAACCCCUAAAUCUCACGUUUGUGAGCACUGCAAUGCUGCCUUUAGAACGAACUAUCACUUACAGAGACAUGUCUUCAUUCAUACAGGCGAAAAACCAUUUCAAUGUAGUCAAUGUGACAUGCGUUUCAUACAGAAGUACCUGCUACAGAGACAUGAGAAGAUUCACACCGGUGAAAAACCAUUUCGCUGUGAUGAAUGUGGUAUGAGAUUCAUACAAAAAUAUCAUAUGGAAAGGCAUAAGAGAACUCAUAGUGGAGAAAAACCUUACCAGUGUGAAUACUGUUUACAGUAUUUUUCCAGAACAGAUCGUGUAUUGAAACAUAAACGUAUGUGCCAUGAAAAUCAUGACAAAAAAUUAAACAGAUGUGCCAUCAAAGGUGGCCUUCUGACAUCGGAGGAGGAUUCUGGCUUUUCUACAUCACCAAAAGAUAACUCACUGCCAAAAAAGAAAAGGCAGAAAGCUGAAAAGAAAUCAUCUGGAAUGGACAAAGAGAGUGCUUUGGACAAGUCUGACCUGAAGAAAGACAAAAAUGAUUACUUGCCUCUUUAUUCUUCAAGUACUAAAGUAAAAGAUGAGUAUAUGGUAGCAGAAUAUGCUGUCGAAAUGCCACACUCUUCAGUAGGGGGGUCUCAUCUCGAAGAUGCAUCAGGAGAAAUACACCCACCGAAGUUGGUUCUCAAAAAAAUCAAUAGUAAGAGAAGCCUGAAACAGCCACUGGAGCAAAAUCAAACCAUUUCACCUUUAUCUACAUAUGAAGAGAGCAAAGUUUCAAAGUAUGCAUUCGAGCUUGUGGAUAAACAAGCUUUACUGGACUCGGAAGGCAAUGCUGACAUUGACCAGGUUGAUAACUUGCAAGAGGGGCCCAGUAAACCUGUGCACAGUAGUACUAAUUAUGAUGACGCCAUGCAGUUUCUGAAGAAGAAGCGGUAUCUUCAGGCAGCAAGUAACAACAGCAGAGAGUAUGCGCUGAAUGUGGGCACCAUUGCUUCCCAGCCUUCUGUAACACAGGCAGCUGUGGCAAGUGUUAUUGAUGAAAGCACCACGGCGUCCAUACUAGAUUCCCAGGCACUGAACGUGGAGAUUAAGAGUAAUCACGACAAAAAUGUUAUUCCAGAUGAGGUACUGCAAACUCUGCUGGAUCAUUAUUCUCAUAAAGCUAACGGACAGCACGAGAUCUCCUUCAGUGUUGCAGACACUGAAGUGACAUCUAGCAUAUCAAUAAAUUCUUCAGAAGUACCCGAGGUCACCCCGUCAGAGAAUGUUGGAUCGAGCUCCCAAGCAUCCUCGUCAGAUAAAGCCAACAUGUUGCAAGAAUACUCCAAGUUUCUGCAACAGGCUUUGGACAGAACUAGCCAAAACGAUGCCUAUUUGAAUAGCCCAAGCCUUAACUUUGUGACUGAUAACCAGACCCUUCCAAAUCAGCCAGCGUUCUCUUCUAUAGACAAACAAGUCUAUGCAGCCAUGCCUCUCAAUAGCUUUCGAUCAGGAAUGAAUUCUCCACUAAGAACAACUCCAGAUAAGUCCCACUUUGGACUAAUAGUUGGUGAUUCACAGCACUCAUUUCCCUUUUCAGGUGAUGAGACAAACCAUGCUUCUGCCACAUCCACACAGGACUUUUUGGAUCAAGUGACUUCUCAGAAGAAAGCUGAGGCUCAGCCUGUCCACCAAGCUUACCAAAUGAGUUCAUUUGAACAGCCCUUCCGUGCUCCAUAUCAUGGAUCUAGAGCUGGAAUAGCUACUCAGUUUAGCACUGCCAAUGGACAGGUGAACCUUCGGGGACCAGGGACAAGUGCUGAAUUUUCAGAAUUCCCCUUGGUGAAUGUAAAUGAUAGCAGAGCUGGGAUGACAUCUUCACCAGAUGCCACAACUGGCCAGACUUUUGGCUAAAAAAAAAAAAAAAAAAAAAAAAAA